GGGGAGCGAAGGAGCGCCGGGGCCUGAGGCUUGAUUGAGUGAUUUCUGUCGAAGGUGGAAGUCACUUCCAUUAGAAGCAGAUGCUCCCGGCCUUUAGGUGCUUUCCUGCUGACCUCCUUUUUAUCUUGUUAUUUUCCUGUCGUUAUUUUGUAAUGGGAAUGUCUUCUUUAGAAAUUAAAUGGCUAGCAAUGGGUAAAAACACAACCUAAGUAAAGGCGCGGUUUAAGACGAAGUGCGGCCGGCAGGACCUGCCGAGAGUCCCGGCGCACAAAUCCUGCAGCCCGAGGCCUUUAUUCCAGCGUUACGGACCGAUCCUAGGCGGUCAUGGAAACUCGGAUCACCUGUCACUCCAUGGAUUUUUUUGGGCAGCACAGACCAGAAGAUAACCAGUCAGUAGUCAGUAGAAUGCAGAAGAAAUACUGGAAAACCAAACAGGUCUUCAUCAAAGCAACCGGAAAGAAGGAGGAUGAGCACGUGGUGGCAUCUGAUGCUGAACUGGAUGCUAAACUUGAGGUUUUUCACUCCAUUCAAGAGACAUGUACUGAACUUCUGAAGAUAGUUGAGAAAUAUCAGCUAAGACUCAAUGUUAUAUCGGAGGAAGAAAACGAACUAGGGCUCUUUUUAAAGUUCCAAGCAGAACGGGAUACAACGCAGGCUGGCAAAAUGAUGGACGCCACUGGCAAGGCACUCUGUUCUUCAGCCAAGCAAAGAUUGGCCCUGUAUACUCCCCUGUCUCGACUUCAGCAAGAAGUAGCAACAUUCAGUCAAAGGGCGGUAUCUGAUACCUUGACGACAAUUAAUCGGAUGGAGCAGGCGCGCACAGAAUACAGAGGAGCCCUGCUGUGGAUGAAAGAUGUAUCUCAAGAACUGGACCCAGACACCUUAAAACAAGUGGAAAAGUUCCGAAAAGUACAGAUCCAAGUGAGAAAUAGCAAAACUUCUUUUGACAAGUUAAAGAUGGAUGUUUGUCAGAAAGUGGAUUUACUUGGAGCUAGUCGCUGUAACAUGUUGUCUCAUUCACUUGCUACCUACCAGAGAACACUGCUUGGAUUCUGGGAGAAGACAGCUCGAAUGAUGUCCCAGAUUCAUGGGACCUGUAUAGGCCUUCAUCCAUACGACUUUGUAGCUCUCAAGCAACUACAAGACACUCCAAUGAAGCUUACUGAAGACCACAAGGAAGAACGAAUAGAAGACAAUUCUCUCCCUGAAAACCUCAAUAGGUUAGUUUUGUCAGAUGAGGAAGUGAACUUGGGAAGUGAACCAGCAACUGAACAUCAUAAGGAAAAACAUUCUGGAAUAAAAGAAUUUGUAGCACCUCGGUUUUCUGACUCUGAAAAUGUUGCAAAAGAUUUGCCAGUAGAUUCAUUGGAAGAUGAUUUUGAGAAGGAAUUCUCGUUUCUGAACAGCCUUCUAAGUCCUGGUUGUUGGAGUGCUGGUGAAUCUUCCCAGGAAUGCCAGGCUGUCUUUGGAAGCCCCAAGGCCAGUCUCAAGUGCCAGGAGCCUUCUGGGGGCUCUGAGCCUCUUGCUCACUCUGCAGGAUUCCUUCCUUCACAGCUCUUUGACCUUGGCCUUCAUGCUGCUGGAGCUUUCAACAGCUGGGCCUCCCAUGGGGGAUUGGAAUUUCCUCUGUCACACAUUGAUAACCAGCCAGUGCCUUCACAGAGUCCAAAGAAAUUAACAAAGUCUCCCAACAGUGGUAACCAAGACAUGUCAGCCUGGUUCAAUCUAUUUGCAGACUUGGAUCCACUUUCAAACCCAGAUGCUAUCGGACACUCAGAUGAUGAACUUCUUAAUGCUUGACUGAAGUUACGAUGCCACUUCAAUGGCCUUGAGACACCAGUUUUGCAACUUACUGCCUUAGUGGAAAGGAGUUUAUGUUGUCACUCACACACGAAGACGUUGUGUUUGCAAAUUUAACACUUGACAGCCAACUUUAGACAGAUGGUAAGGACAGAUGGUAAGGACCAACCACAUUUUUAUACAUUAAGUGUCUAUUUAAUAUCUUGGAUUUGCAGCAGUUGGUAAUAUAUGGAAAACUUUAGAAACUAUUGAGUCUGAAAUUGAUACCAAAACUUAGAAUAACAGGUAGGGAUAAUUGUCAGUAGGGAUUGGGUUUAUUUAUUUGGAAAACCUUUUAUGUAUGAGUUGCCUUGCUGGCUGUGAGAUUUCUAUAUAUAGAUAAAGGACAGCAUGUAAACUGGGUUGUGAUUUGGGGUUGGUUUUUAAAUACAACACUGGCAGGGGGGAUUUUCUGUUGUGGAACAUAGCACUAGAAACAAGACUAGUUUUGUCUUUAGAAAGGUAGAAUAAGAUUUGAGAACUCAGUUUUCUUUGAUAAAAUCACAGAGAAACUUGGUAUUUGUUCUCUCCACUUGGAGGCUAAAAUGUAGUAUCUCAGUUCUUUUCCUUCAUACAAAAUCAUGGACACCCUCCAUUUUCAUUAUUGAAUUUUUUGGGGAAAGUAGCAGGACGAGUUAUUUGCUAAGUCCACCCUCUGUAGAAACAGAAAAUUCUCUUCCCAUCUUAUAAAGCACAGGACUGUCCAACAGUAUUUCAGACCUUGUACUUCAUUUUGUCUUCAGGCCUAAGUCUUCACACAUUGCCGUCACAGUGCGCUGUAUUCACAGGCUGCCUGAAAGAAGGCCAGGGAGGAUACUCCCUGGGCAACUGGCAGUCGUAUUCCUGCAAUCACCCAGAAACGUCUACUUGAAUGAGGGAAAAAUCUAAUUAACUCACCCUCGAACAGAUGUGCUAUACUUACCCAGUAUUUCUCAACAUGAUUUAACCCAGAAUACUUUCUGGCACAGUUACAGAAAGCUCUAUACCAUCAGUAAAGCAGUCUUUCAUUUUUUCACUUUUCUGUGGGUGACAUUAGCUGAGGUUCUGUUUGAUUACUAAGGACAAACUUACCCUUGGAAGGUUUAGAGUCUUAAGUAUCAGAAGGCAGGUCCUUUAAUGGAAGUUGAAGUAUAUGCUGAUAUAAGCACAGCCACUGUAGACAGUCACUCUAUGUCCUGUUCUUUCUUCCUGCCCAGCCUGGGUUCUGAGGCAGUUCACCCGGUCCUGUUUCAUCAUCGUCCAGUCCAUUGUAUCUGCAUAAGUGACCAUUUUCACGAACAUGUUCACAGCAGAUUUCACUAUACUCCUAGUUCCAAGCAAGCUUAACUGUUAUUUACAGGAGAAUUGCUUGUAAUCUCUGAGUCACUGUAUAUAGAAAAAACUUUUUCUUAGGAAUGGACUAGGGCAGGUAAACAGCAGUCCACUUCCCAUCCAUAGCAGUCUGGCCUGACUGCAAUCUGAGCUGCCCACAGGCUCUUUGGAAAACCACAACUGUGGUCAAGUAGUGGCUGGCUAGAAAGACCUUAACUGAGGGUCAGAAAUAUGGACUUAAAAGAUUCUGUAAAACUUUCCUUAAAAUAUUUUCACGUGCUUAUUCAUAUUUACUUGGUUUAACCCUUAAGAAGCAUUUUGUAACUCUCCCUUUUUAUUCAGUGAAAUUCGCCAGAGUGUAGUACGUUGUUCCACCAAAAUUCCAUCACCAGGGGUCAUGAUUAUGAAUCACAAUCUAAAGUCUAUAUCCAUGGUCACUCUGAGCUCUCAACUUUGGGAGCACCUCAGAAAAUGCAGUCUUGAGUUUUGCCAUUUUUCUCUUAUUAAUUUUCACUAAUGCAUUAGUUAAAAAAUACUUGUAUAGCUCCCUCACAUCCAUGCAGAGCAGUCCUUGUUAUGGCGUAAACAAAGACACUCAGUGCAGAGGAAAACCAGUACUCUCCCUAGGCCUAAAUCCCUGACAGUGUAUGUAGGGGGGAUACUGCCCCCCAGUUUUCCAAGAGCAAAGGUUAUCAAAAAAUAGAAACAUCAGAAUUUUUAUUAUUCAGUUCUUAGUUUCUCUAACAUUUUUGCUUUCAACAGAGUAUCCAUUUGCUCAUUUAACCCAAAAGCAACACUGCCUUUAGAAAGUCCAGUUAUAACUUCAGCAAGUCUAAUGACUCCAUUUUUGAAGUGCACAUUUAAAACUUUAUUUUUCCUCAGGGUUAGUUAUUUGAAGCUCAAUCAUUAAUUUAAGAGCCAGAAACAGAAAUUUGGCUGUAUUACACCUAAAAUAGGUGUAAUAGCAAACCAAGCACAUAUUCAGUCAGGAGUGAAAGGAAGGACAGGAUAAACACAGAACAGAAAGGUGGUCAGUUGCUAUUUGCUUAAAUCUAGAACCACCAUUCAAUAAAUAAAUGAAUUAACCUUAACCAAGGGUGAGCUGAGAACAACUCUUAUCAAAAUAAAUGAAUGCUUUUUAUAUUGAGUGGGGGGAUAGCUAUCUUAUACUUUUUAAUAGCAGACAAAAAUGCAUUUAAACUUAGAAAAGCCCCCAGAAGAACUAAAAUUUGCCUCAUCUUUCUUCAACCAACUUUAGGGCAGAUUAAGAUCAAAUUGGUGUGACUUUGUAUUUUUUGAAAUCUUUCAUUAAUUGUAAAACAUAACUCUGAUAUGAUUAGAAACAACCUGUUUUAACAAAACAGGUUUCAGUAUUUGCACAAUGAAAAAGUGUUUGUAUUUCAGACCAUCUGGAAAUGUAAAGGUCUUAACUGUGUGUAAACAAAGGAAGUUUGAAUGUGCUAUUUUUCCGAGCCUCUUUUAUUAAUAAUAAAAUUAUAAGAUGGCAUUAAAAAGUUUAUUUUCUAAAGUG
This is a messenger RNA of Bubalus bubalis (water buffalo), 4681 nucleotides long. RefSeq names its product islet cell autoantigen 1 like (gene ICA1L). Gene Ontology annotation, molecular function: protein domain specific binding. Gene Ontology annotation, cellular component: Golgi apparatus. Bases 325 to 1800 code for a protein of 491 amino acids. Lineage: Eukaryota; Metazoa; Chordata; Mammalia; Artiodactyla; Bovidae. The transcript has 13 exons. Gene Ontology annotation, biological process: regulation of transport. The record is from RefSeq and is a predicted model, not a curated record.